AUGGAACAGCGCGCUGCCAAAGAAUUGAAGGAUGGCAUGUAUGUCAACCUUGGCAUCGGCAUGCCAACGCUGGUGAGCAACUACACAGCCCCGGGCGUCCGCAUCGAGCUGCAGAGCGAGAAUGGACUCUUGGGCAUUGGCCCCUACCCCUCCGAAAGCGAGGUGAACCCCGACCUCAUCAAUGCGGGCAAGGAGACCGUGACCAUGAUCCCCGGCUCGUCGCUCUUUUCCUCCUCCGAGUCCUUCGGAAUGAUCCGCGGGUCUAAAGUGGAUGUGACCAUUCUCGGUGCCAUGGAGGUGGCAGCCAAUGGCGACUUAGCCAACUGGAUCAUUCCGGGGAAGAUGGUCAAGGGCAUGGGCGGAGCCAUGGACUUGGUCUCCAGCGACUCCAAGGUGUUGGUCGUCAUGGAACAUGUGGCGAAAGGCAACAAGCACAAGCUUAAGCCCAGCUGCAGUCUUCCGCUGACGGGCCAACGGGUCGUCGACCGAUGUAUCACCGACAUGGCCGUCUUUGACUUUGUCACCGAGGGGGCCGAGGCGCCUCCCACACUAAUGGAGAUCGCUCCAGAUACCACUGUGGACGCGGUCAGGGAGGCCACAGGCUUCGACUUUCAGGUCGCCGAACCGUUGAAGACCAUGCUGGCAGAUUGA
Durusdinium trenchii is the source of this 651-nucleotide messenger RNA. Lineage: Eukaryota; Dinophyceae; Suessiales; Symbiodiniaceae. The record is from the annotation of a GenBank genome assembly.